AUGCAUUUUUUUCUUAUAGGUUUUUAUGCAGCUCAUCAUAUGCUUCGUUUUCGUGCAUUAAGUAGUCUUCAUGUCGCUUAUCGUGCUAUCCCUCUCACAAUUCUACUUGUUGGUCUUGCAUACGUUCAUGUACUCUUCUUUUUUCGAAUUAAUAUCCAACAACAAACAUGUGUUCCGAUGCCAAGCACAUAUCAACAAUUUUUUGGUGCAUGGCACCUUGUUGCAUUCAGUUUAGUUUCAUCGAUGUUCAUGCUUUUCUUUGAAUUAAGUACUGUUCGAAAUAUUCAUCAAUCGAUUAGACGCGUUGGACUAAAUACUAAUCAUAUGCAAGUUCCACAAUAG
Rotaria sp. Silwood1 is the source of this 342-nucleotide messenger RNA. The record is from the annotation of a GenBank genome assembly. NCBI's taxonomy places the organism in Eukaryota, Metazoa, Rotifera, Eurotatoria, Philodinida, Philodinidae.